This is a messenger RNA of Amoebophrya sp. A25, 5498 nucleotides long. NCBI's taxonomy places the organism in Eukaryota, Dinophyceae, Syndiniales, Amoebophryaceae. The record is from the annotation of a GenBank genome assembly.
AUGAAAGCCGCAGCUGAUUUUUUCCGACGGCGUGCGGGCAUCUCGCCUCAGCGUGGCAGCGAACAGAGUACGUAUGUGCCGCAUCCAGCACCCGGCGGCACCCCGAAUGUUGCGAGCUCAUGGGGUACUUUACCGAAUGAGCAGAUCGGCGGUAGCAGUAGCAGCCAUGCGCCACCCCCUGGCAGCAGCAUGGGCGCCUUGGGCCCAGGCGCCGGUGACGUCUACAGCUCAGGUGGACCUACUUCAUCCAUAGUUGGGAUUGGCCCACCGUCAGGAGCCGGGCAGCAAGCACCCCCUUUUGGAGCAAGUAUGGGAAUGCCAGUGCAGCAGGGCGCCCAUCUCGAUGUCGCGCCUCAACCGACAGCGGAGCCAAUGAAUGGGUUUGCGUCAUUUGAGCGCACCGGCGUCGGAGGCGGCGGCUCUCUUGGGCCGCCAGACAGACGUGGUAUGGAUGCAAGUAACACGGGACCUUCGGGGCAGCAGCCGGUCGGCGAUUCUGCUUACUACGCGGCUUUCAAUCAGACUGCUCCACAAUCGGGUGGAGGCGCACGUAUGAUGGAUUUUCAAGCCCAGUCAUCGCCCGUCCUGUCAAAAGAACCAGCGGGCAGCGAUGCGAUUUCUUCAUCGCACGAUGGCAAGGUGUGUUGUUAUUUGAUGCGGUGAUAAAAGUUGACGACAGUAGUAUUCAUCGUCAACAAUCAUGGAGUUGUUUAUCGAGCCACUUCUUGCUAAUACUACUAGUACGAAUAGGAUCAAAGGGAAUAGUGUUGACACAAGCAACUGACCACAACCCAUGAUAAAAAAGGUACCUACUGAAGCCGAGGUCGACCGCAUAAUAGCGGAUCUACCAGAUAGCGAGAUUGAUGGCGUUACGCUCCUUUCCACGAUCGAGCAGGCUGUGCUGAAUAGCCUGGAGCAGGGUAAUUACGACCGUGUAGAAAAACUAUCAGCGAUGUCCCAUCGACUGUCAAAUGCAAUGAAAUCGGCCACAGAGCGCGCGGUAUCUGCUUUUGAUCAGGGAUCGCAAGUAGCCGCUGCUGCAGCAACAGGCGAUGAGAUGUUAGAGGCUUUUACCGGUGGGCAGCCUCCAGGUAAUUAAUUCUAACGAGUUGUCGUCGCAUUCGCGGCUAGAGAAGAAAGAUAAUGAAAUACUCUAAAAUUGAUGAUGGAUCAAUCAUGCCUAGAAUAACAUUAACAAGCAAGAGGACGUACUCUGAAGCCUCCACCUUCUACUUCUACACACGACUUGGAAGCCACCCCCUCAAGUUCUUGUCUCUUUGAACUACAGGCGCUCCGAGUGCGCCGCUAACAAGCGGUGAUGAGUUAGCUUUUGCAGAUCCCAAGGCGAGCAAAAGCCGGAAGAAAAGUCCAAAGAAAAAGAAGAAGAAAAGGGGGGCUAGCGUCGAUAGUACUGCGGAGGCAUUCGACAAUGACACACCACAGCCUACUGGGGCAUCGGAGCCUCCACCGGCUGCCGCUCCCGAACCCAGUUCAAGCGAAUUCCCAACCAAUUUUUUUGACAUCGCGAGCGACGCUGGCACAAUAGGGGAACCACAACCGGAAGAGGAAAAUAGAUUUCCAGGUCCGGGUAGUAGCAAAGCCAUGUCGACUAAGUCAAAAUCCGACUCUGAUCCUGGCGGAGGAGGAGGCGCGGUAACGAGCGACAUGGAAUUUCAGGUCCCCGAUGAGAAAGGCAGUGGCCGCGGUGUUAACACUGAAGUUGGAGGUGACGGCGCUGCUCAGGCUGAUCCGAACAACUUUCGGUCUUGUUCCAGUGGCAGUGAGAAUAUGUUCGCUUGGCACCGUCGUGAGCGCGGACGUCAUGAGGGUAACUUUUCAUUGCGUGGUGUGGGUCGCGGAGCCCAAAAUCACAGCAAAGGCACGACGGAAGCAGAGGACGAUGCAGACGAAAAGACGAUUGCGAAUCUCAUUGACCGGAUGAUGGAUGGCGUCACAGCUGCGGUGCGCAUGCCGGUGCCUGCACCACGAGGAGCAUUUGGCGAAAAGCUAAGCAGUAAAGGCGAUGCCGCCAUUGCCGGAUCUGCGGGUGUUGGGACUGUGCCGCCGUCUGCAGAUGUCGAAAGCGCGGCCGCUCCGAGUGAUGCAGGAAGCGGCGCAAAAUCUUCUCCAUUUGAUGCCGGAGUGCAGAGCGCAACUGGCCAAGCGGGUCAGACCAUUGUAGAUCCCGCUGUAAAUGAGUCUCGAGCGAGCUCCUUAGCCGGACCCGCCGCAACCAAUACGACGCCAGGCAGUGCGUUAACGCCUGGAGAACUUGGAGCGUCUUCAGGUGCAGCCACAUCUGCCGCAGCUGCUCUCGCUGCCGCCUUGCUGUCAAAGUCUGGGUCGUCUGGCCCGUUUGCAGCAAGUGGAGGCAAGAAGCCUCUGGAUUUACAGCGUGCAAAUGGAAUACAAGCUAGUCCUGAAACACCCUCUUCCGUGAGGUCUUUCGACUUACGGUGGCACCCGCACGAGCUGUUGAAACUCGAAGAGCGAGAGCGCAGGUACAAACAACAACUGCGAGAAACUACAGAGAAGCUACAACAGCAGACAAAAAACGUCCAGAUUCUUUGCACGCAGCUGCAGCAAAGUAGUCAACACCUGGCGGCGGUGAAGCAAGAAAACCAAAGGCGAGAGACGCAAAUGAGCAACCAGUUACAGCGACUGGAAAAGUCCGUCGUGCACCUGCGCGAUGAGCAUGACGCACUCAAAACAGAACACGAACGACUGAUCGCAAGGUGCGCUUGAGAUUCUUAGAUAGUUUUUCGCGGCUAAUUAUAAUAAUCUGAAUAACAAGAAACACGGUGCUGCUCCUGCUGGUAAUUAUGCCAUUUCUUUGUCAGAUCAUCUCGCUCAUUGAGCUGUCUGACUCAGAUGUAUGUAACAUUGCCUCUGCGUUGUUUUUGCAGGUGUGAAGAGCGCGAGGACGUUCUUUCUCAGACGCGCGAGCGGUUAUUUGCAGAGAAGGAUCGAGUCGCCAACAUGAUGGAUGAGGUUGAAGAAAAACGGUCAUUGUUUCAGAGCUUGCAUACCCGAGUUGCGGAAGUGAAACGCGAGAAAACGACAGCAGAGCGCGAACUGCAUGACCUUUACAGGAUACUCGAAGCCACGAAUGCCACCGUGGUGGGUAGUCAAAUACGCAUCACCACGAAGGCGACAGAUCCUGAUCACGGUAAAGAUGAUCGAGCAAAGUGCGGCUUCUCGGACCCUCUCGGAGCUUUAAGAAUUGCAGACGCCUCUGACGAACUGGCACGUGCUGAUGUGACAGGACAGGAAAGAGACACGGCAAAUCGACUUCAGUUGCGCCUUGUCCGAAGUGCGUCUUUUUCGCCAGUCGUCGUGGCGAUUUCUCCAGAAGGUACCUAAUUCUGCUGACCUUUUUCAUCUUCAUCUUACCGUACCUUAUCGAGCAAUCUUUUCAGCGUAAGCGCAGUGAGCGUAAUUAUACUUACUAGCUUCUCAUGUCAAUAAACAGAACUUACACGUCGACGUAGAAAACAACUCGUCCUCCAGUUAUAUUCAGGUCAGUUGUCUUCAAGCGGUUGGGACAAAAAGGUCGAAGAGUUUUUUCGAAAUCUGUGCAUUAGCACCAGCGGACCGGUAUAUGAAGAUGAUACGGUGAUACUAUCCGCGUACUUGCAGGGUGAAAGGAUAUCGUUUGCUCUUUGGAACAAAAACGACGUUUCUGCCGUCGUGGAAGUACAAGUGGGCGUCGUAGCUACACCGCAAGCGCAAACCCUAACUCAAGUCAACGCAAGGGUAUCAGGUGAAGGAGCUGCAGAGCGUCUUGCCUUAGCACCGCCUUGGAAAUACACUGAGCCAGUGGCUGUGAACGUUCCGCGACCUCAGUCGCGUGUGCCUGGAUUAGCGCAACUCUCUGGAGACACGCAUGCACCACGCUGUACAGGGGUUCGCGAAGUGCUUCCACAAAAAACAGAGCGCCUAGAAGUGAUUCUUUCUCCUUCUGAUUUUUAUGUCGGGGCAGCAGCGGCCUCCUCCUCUUCUGGGACGUGGAAAACAAGUGAUAUAUCUGGUCCCACCGCAGCAUUCCUCGUAUUUUCUUACGGGACCUUCGACAACCAGCGAGUGGCAGCGACUUUGCGGCUGCCGUUGAGCCGCCUAAAGCUACAGCCCCUCAAAUACACAGCCCAUGCCUUCCAUAAACGCUGGUCAACAUUGGAAUUUGCGGAGAACGAGGCCUCAUUUGUAGCUAAAGCGCGGACGCAAUUCUCUCUAGACGCAACCAGCAACGGCUGGCUGUAUUUUCUCAAGUGCUGUGAACUGCGCGGGGAGCUAAAAGCGAUCGCUUUGGGUGACACCGCGGACACUGAACACCUUCAAGCACAGCGGAGGCUUGAUUUGGUUGGCGUGGUGCCCAGGUACUGUUAAUGAAGAGUGGUAGAAGACAAGACUGCAAUUGGGAACAAGGUUGGGAAUAUUAUUUCCCGGUUGAGGUAGAGGCUUUAGCUUCUCCCCAUAGAAGCGUCACUAGAACACCCCUAGAUUUAGAUGAUGCUGAUGGUGCACCUACCAAUUAUUCAUUCUCCACUUAUCACCAGGGCGACAGCUUCGCCAGAGGUCUUUGUACGGGCGGAACUAUUUGCAGAUGAAACGGAAUCACCUACCACUAUAAGCACUACAGCGUCAUCAAGACAAAUGAAAGUGCGUUGCCUUGUGCGUUCCACGUCAUCUGCGAUCUCUCAAAGCGUAAAGGAUAUGCUCAUAAACGUCCUGGCUGCGGGUGGUGAUGCAGACCCUACGCUCGCUGAGGAACACAAAAAGACCUUGAACUUGAUCCGACCGGGAGUGGCUGCCGCGCAGGACGCGUCGGAAUUCUCUUCAAGCAGAGCUGCAACGUCAUCCCAGCAAGAUGCUGUUGCUGUUGGAGAAGAGUCAGCAGCUGUCGGCACGAAACCAACUCUUCUGUUCCAGGCUGAUACUGUUGAUGCCCUUCGGGAAGCAUUCUCGCUAAAAGCGACACCAACACUGGACGCUUUGUGUCGUGGCGAGUUACUUUCAUCUGGUUCUCGGAAUAAAAAUUUGGCAGAGGAGCAGGAGAACGCGGUGGAAUCAAGCGACCCACUAUUUUCGGCAACAGCUUUGUCUCAAGCACAACGCAGACGCAUUACAGGGAGAAAUGACGUGCCAAGUGGCCUGUUACAGCGCAUCAAGAAUCGCGAACGAGACUACGUUUUGGAGCAACUCGUCGCGGGAGGUAACCGGAGCACGGAAGCGACUUGAUGAUCUUCAUUAUAUCACACGCUACAAAUUCACUUGUUCUAGUUCUCUACUUAAAUGAAGAAGAGCAAUUAUGCCGCAAUGCUUACACUGAACAAAGUCUGGCUGGCCCUGGCCAUUUGUUUUUGUUACUCUAAUUCUUAUGUCAAUCAGCUUCCGGGGCUGCAACAUCAACAGUUUACUGAUGAUUCAGAUUGAUCCUUUUGGAUUUGGCUCUAUGACCCAGAUGAACUUGAACUUGUCAAGUAUUUGAGUCAGAAUAU